Molecule: messenger RNA, 1641 nt
Organism: Leptopilina heterotoma
Lineage: Eukaryota; Metazoa; Arthropoda; Insecta; Hymenoptera; Figitidae
Exons: 1
Coding region: 412-1641 (409 amino acids)
Source: RefSeq, a predicted model, not a curated record
AACCGCAAACCAAUGCCGAAGAAGAUGACAGCUCAACUACGAAUGAGGCGAAGCGUGCCCCUACUUGGAUUCCUAGGAAAAAUCGCUGGUCCCAUCGCCGGUGUUUUAAAUUACGAAGAUGGAGAGAGAUACGAUGCCAUCAUCUAGGAAUUGAAUUCUGCACAAGCCAAUCUGUCUCACCUGGUUGGACGUCAAACCCACGUUGUGAGAUCUCAGCUCGACACACUCCAUACCCAAAUCGAAAAACACAGCUCCCUAAUAAAUAAGAUUAAUCAAAACCUGGACCUGCUAAUUAAAAAUCAAGAAAAUCAAUCAGCAGUUAAAGUCGAGUUAGAAAAAAGGGACGCAAUAUUCAAUCUACUGGGAGCAUUGAAGACAGGGUUGGACCACAACAUUCGAGUCACACAAACCAUGCUGGAAGCAGUCCAUACGGCCAGACAAGGAAAACUACACCCUGGACUGAUUUCAUCUAAGCAGCUGGAGCCCAUCCUACGUGACGUCCAGGAUCAUCUUACCGAAGUACAGUUUCCCUUACCUGGACCCGCAGUCAGCAUCGAUGAAUUGAUACCGAUCUCCACUGUCACCAUCUUAUGUGUCAAUCGUCAAUUAAAAAUCCUAGUUGAUAUCCCUCUACUGGAAAAAUAUAACUACCAGGCAUUGAAAAUGCAUUCCCUUCCAACUGUCCAGGAGGCAAUAGGAAAUAAAACAAUAAGAGCUUAUGUAAAGACCAAAUAUGACUAUCUUAUUGUUGAUGAAGAGCAGCACACCUAUCUUCUACUCACGGAGCGAGACUGGAAAUCCUGUAAAUCAACAACAUCAUACCACGCUUGUUUGAACGGAAUUCCUAUCUACAAUUUGAAGGAGAGACCAGCCUGUGAACCAUCACUCUUAAUUAAUCCAACUAUCGACAACCUAAGAACAUGUGAGAUUCGAAUUACUGUUAAUUCUGAGUCCUUCUGGAAGCCGUUAACCACCCUUUCCAGCUGGCUAUACUCUUUUUCUAAGAUGGAAGAUGUAUUGGUCAUUUGUCAUUCUAUGACCCCUAUCAAGAUUAACCUUAAUGGAACCGGUAUCUUGAAAUUGGCACCUGGCUGCAUGGCAAGGACCCAGGAUACAAUAAUCCCAGCAACCAUUUCUCAGGUUGGACAAACAGAAAUCAUCUAUGAACCCGACCUGCAUCUGAAUUUGACUAAAUUAUCCCCAGUAAUUCUCAACUACGGUCACUUGUUAACCAUGACCAAUGACAACAAUCAAAAGGAAGAAGUGGCUGAUCCGAAAUUUUCCACCUUCAGGAUGAACUCCCAAACAUUGGAUGAGCUGGAACAACAACUGGAGGAUCUUGCCAUUAAAAGGCACAUCGGAAAAAAUCAAACAGUCCUUGUUUACUCAUCUUAUAUAGGACUGUUGUUACUAUGCAUUCUCCUCAUAUUUUGUCUUUGUCAAUUACGCACGAGAACAAUAAUCUCUAAAUUGGUUGGUUUCUUGCCCAGAAAGUCAAAAAGGGGCCAUAUUGAAGUUUCAAGAAGAAGGAGAAGAAGAAUCAGUCUACCCGAGGACAAAAUAGUCGAUACACAGGAACCAUCAACUUCAGAAUUAACUCCAAAAUCAAAGGAGUUAUAUUCUGUCAUCGAGAGAGGAUAA